CCCCUCUAUCAGAAAGCCAUGUCCUCCUCGCCUGUUCAUUUGAGACCUCCCUUCCGUGCUGAACACAUUGGUUCUCUCUUACGCCCCGCAGCCCUCUUUCAAAAGCGCGAGCUACUGGAAGAGAAGCAGUGCACUCUGCAGGACCUCAAGGCCGUCGAAGAUGAUGCCAUAAAGCAUGUAGUUAGGCUUCAACAAGAGCUAGGUAUCAAAACUAUUACCGAUGGUGAGCUCAGAAGGGGUGUAUUUUUCGAAGGAGUUUUUGAUACCCUAGAGGGGAUGACUUCCAUUCCCAACCGACCCAUAUCCACGUUCAAGCCUUAUAUACCUCACAUUGCAUUUAUGUAUGCAGCGGGACUCCAAGAGUCUGAAAGCGUGUUUUGUAUCGGAAAAAUCAAACGAACAAAGGGUUUCUAUAUUGAUGAUUUCAAGUAUCUCAAGACCCUGGUCUCGCCGGAGGAUGUAAAGUUUAUCAAGAUCACCAUGUGCUCACCCUCGUGGUUUCAUCAGCGCCAUGGGUCGGACCUGACAUAUGACCUUUCGGUCUAUAACAAUGAUGACGAAUAUUUCGACGACCUCGGGCUCGCCUAUCGUGAGGAAAUUAAAGAGUUGUACGACAUUGGCUGCCGUCAUAUCCAAAUCGAUGAUCCUACCUUUUGCUAUUUCUGCAACGAAAACAUGAUCGCCGGAAUGGAGAAGGCUGGCGUCGAUCAUGAAGCACUUUUGGAUACAUAUAUACGUGCUAUCAACGUCUGCACUCAAGGACGCCCUGAUGAUUUAACUAUCGGAGUUCACAUGUGUCGGGGUAAUUUCAAGGGCGGUGUGCAUUUCUCAGAAGGUGGUUACGACCGCAUUGCCGUCAAGCUCUUCAACACCCUCGAUGUAGAUACCUAUUACCUCGAAUAUGAUACAGAACGGGCCGGAAACUUUACACCUUUGAAGCAGCUACCUCUCAACAAGGUCGCAGUUUUGGGUUUGGUGACGACUAAAAACCCAAAGCUCGAGUCCGUGGCCGACCUGAAAGCGCGAGUCAAUGAGGCAGUUCAAGCUUUGUGCGAAGGUAGUCCCAAACGCUCCAAAGCAGUUGCGCUGGAUCAAUUAUGCAUCAGCACUCAGUGCGGCUUCGCAUCUGUGUGGCAGGGCAAUCCCGUCACGGAAGAGGAUGAGAAGAAAAAGCUCGCCCUCUUGGUUGAGACGGCCAAACAAAUCUGGACCGAUGUUUGAGGUGGACUAUUAUUUUCACCGCUAUCAUUUUUGGAUAUAACACAGGCUACGCUCGCACACUAUAAAUCCGAUGCUCCGAAUCCUCUUAUCUGUGCAUACGACACAUGUCUGAAAAUCUGACAGUGAAUCUUUGAUAUCAAGUC
Molecule: messenger RNA, 1364 nt
Organism: Laccaria bicolor S238N-H82
Lineage: Eukaryota; Fungi; Basidiomycota; Agaricomycetes; Agaricales; Hydnangiaceae
Exons: 13
Coding region: 19-1221 (400 amino acids)
Molecular function (GO): zinc ion binding; 5-methyltetrahydropteroyltriglutamate-homocysteine S-methyltransferase activity
Source: RefSeq, a predicted model, not a curated record